This is a messenger RNA of Fusarium tjaetaba, 888 nucleotides long. RefSeq names its product short-chain dehydrogenase. NCBI's taxonomy places the organism in Eukaryota, Fungi, Ascomycota, Sordariomycetes, Hypocreales, Nectriaceae. The transcript has a single exon. The record is from RefSeq and is a predicted model, not a curated record. Bases 1 to 888 code for a protein of 295 amino acids.
AUGGACAACACAAUCCGUAGUAAUUUCACAGAUCUAAUGUCGCUGAGGCGCUAUUGGGAUCCCACCAACACGUCUAGUCCUCCUGGAGGGCUCACAUCACCAAACGUCGUGAUUAAUACAUCUUGGGCCGAAUCACUCAACCUCAAGACAAUAUAUCAUUACAACGUUGACAAGGGAACAAGAGACGUCACAAAGAUUGAGAAUCUAAUGGACAUCUUUAUCAAAACUGACGACGAGCAUGAUGAGGAUGACGACGACUAUAUUCCCCAUCACUUUGUUCCACCUUUCAACACGGCAACUGGCAGAAAGCGGGGAAACUUUACGACUGAUGCUUCAGAGGUUGAAUCCUAUAUAAAUGAAAUCUCCAAGACUGUAGCGGCUAUACUCUCACUCGCUAUAGUGGAUGGCAUGUCUCGCAACGCUAUUAGUCUAAAGAUGCGCUUGAUUACCAAGAACCUCCAGAACGGCUCAUCACAGGGGAUAGAAGAAUUCUGGGAGCCGCAUCCUGAAGAGGAUGGCAAACCGGGUUCGGAAGUAUUUGAGGCAACUGAUGUCGAUGAGCCGGUGUCUAUCGACUGGGAGGUCUACAGGUAUGGAUGGGGGUAUGGCGGUCAGAGUACAGCCGUAUACUUUGCCAUUACAGCUCUUUUCAUCCACGUGGCAUUGAUACUUGUGUUUGGAAUCUAUAUAGCCUUGUUCUGGGUAAGUGGGGAGCGGCCUGGCAAGUCUCGAGACACGAUAUCCGAGUUUGUAGCCUUGGCAUUGGCUUCACCGUUAAUAUGGAAUAAUGCUUUAGAAGUGAGGAGACUUGCCAAUGGUGAGGAGGAGGAGGGUAGGGGUAGUGAACUCGGUAGUGAACUCUUGACGGUGCGAUUAAGCUUGGUAUGA